CAUCUCCGUAAAGCUACAAGUAAAAUAAUAUUAGUUCUGCAGUUGAACCGGUACUAUUACGUACAGCAUUUAUCGUAAAAAUUAAACAAUUUAUAAGGUAACUUAAUUAUAUUAGGCAUAUACUGAGUAUUAAUGACCAUAACAGAAGCAUGUGGUAAUACUGGUAAUCUUUUUUUGUUGUCAUGUUUUCCGCCCGGAAUAUUUUGUAAUUGCACCUAUUUAUUUUUGCAUGGCCCGCCGUUAUUUUUUUUUACAAUCUGUGAACAUGUCCAGUAAUGUCACGUCAGGUAAUCACACCGAUAAACAAAUGUCUGCCCUGGAGGAAACAAGGAGGAAUCUUUGCGAUCAGUUUGCACAUGUCUCUGGAUCAGAAAGUGCUGUUGCACAGUGUUAUCUGGCAGAAAAUGACUGGGACAUGGAGAGAGCUUUGAACUCUUUCUUCGAGGCUCAUAUGGAUUCAGUCUUUGAUGUUGAAGAUGAAGAGGAAACCAAAAAUGAGUCUGGGAAAAAGAGAAAGGAAGUGGAUUCACCCGAGACAGCUGAUAGUAAAGGAGCAAAGAAAUCAAAGUCUGACAAAGUGCAUUGCAUUGACUUGACUGUGGAGGAGCCGUCCUGUUCCAGCAAUAUGAACUCAAAGGAAAGUCAAGCUGUUAGUAAAGGAUCCCAGUCUGAUGAUGGAGAUGGCAAGCUCUCGGUCAUCAGCUGGAAUGUGGAUGGACUGGACACAUUAAGUCUCGCUGACCGUGCAAGAGGCUUGUGCUCAUAUCUAGCUCUCUAUACACCAGAUGUGGUAUUUCUUCAAGAACUCAUUCCAGCUUACAUUCAGUAUCUUAAAAAGCGCGCUGUCAGCUACUUGUUCAUAGAAGGUAGCGAGGAUGGAUACUUCACAGGGAUAAUGCUGAAGAAAUCAAGAGUAAAACUUUUGCAAAGUGACAUCAUUUGUUAUCCUACAACACAGAUGAUGAGGAAUCUGUUAGUUGCUCAGGUGACCUUUUUAGGGCAGAAGCUAUAUUUGAUGACUUCACACUUGGAAAGCUGUAAGAAUCAAUCGGAGGAGAGAAUGAAACAGCUGCGAGUCGUAUUUCAAAAGAUAAGAGAAGCACCAGAUGACGUCACUGUCCUUUUCGGUGGGGAUACCAAUCUCAGGGACAGCGAGGUGGUAAAGGUCGGAGGCUUACCUCAAGGUGUGUGUGACGUGUGGGAACAGCUGGGCAAGCAGGAACACUGCAGGUACACCUGGGACACCAAAGCAAACAGCAACAAGAGCGUGCCUUACGUCAGCAGAUGUCGCUUCGACCGCAUCUACCUUAGGUCUGCUAAAACCGGACCCAAAUUUACUCCUGACCACAUGGUCUUGGUUGGAAUGGAGAAACUGGACUGUAGCCGUUACACAAGCGAUCACUGGGGAAUUUACUGCACUUUUACUACGUGAUUAUUACUGUUAACCCAAAACACUUAUAGGCUUUUAUACAGGAAGGGGAUUAGUGUAAGAAACAAACAAAUAUAAACAGGACAUUUAGCUGGAUAUAACCUAAAGUAUUUGGAUAAAGCAGAAGUUUGAAUUGUUUUUAUUUCUUUAUACAUCAGGAUUUGCUCACUACAGUGUUUUAUUUUGUAAUUAUGUUUCGUAUUGCAGCCAUAAUUUCUUCAGGGUCCUUAACAUAAUAAGGGUUUCCCCUUCCUCACCUUAUUUUCUGCUUUUAAAAUGUGAAAGUAUUAUCUGAAUAGUUUUACUUCAAUAAAACUUGAUUUACUAUAA
Messenger RNA from Misgurnus anguillicaudatus (oriental weatherfish), 1759 nucleotides. It is a transcript of the gene tdp2b, whose product is annotated as tyrosyl-DNA phosphodiesterase 2b. NCBI's taxonomy places the organism in Eukaryota, Metazoa, Chordata, Actinopteri, Cypriniformes, Cobitidae. Gene Ontology annotation, molecular function: single-stranded DNA binding; 5'-tyrosyl-DNA phosphodiesterase activity; protein binding. Gene Ontology annotation, cellular component: PML body; cytoplasm. The record is from RefSeq and is a predicted model, not a curated record. Gene Ontology annotation, biological process: double-strand break repair.